CAACCGGUUGUGAUCCUUUUCUGUCUCCUCCUGAUGCCUGAGCCUUUAUCUUGACAGUAAGCUCAGGGAAGACCAGUUGACUGCAUUGUUUUCUCCGAGCAGGGAAGCGAGGAUUGCAUUGCAUGAGACGUUUGUGAGGCAAAAGCAGCACUCAAUCUUGGGAGGCUUCACCAGGGAUUCCUGAGCAAACAGUGCAGUGUGUCCACUUUAAUACACUUGGGAGCUUUCAAGCUUUUAUAUACCAAAAAAGAAGAGAAAGAGAAGAAGCAGGACUUCACCUUCUUGGAUUCUCUCUGAAGCCCCUCUUCUUCUCUCUGAAUUUAAUCCCUUCUUCUCCUCUUUCUCAGAAGCCCCCUCCAUGGCUACUCCCACUGCAAGAGCCCUUCUCUUGCUCUCCUCUCUCCUGCUUUCCCUCACCCCUCCUUCCACUGCCUCUCUAAGGAAACAAGCUUCCGUCCUGAUCUCCAUCAAGCGGUCCUUCCACAGCUCAGAGUCUUUUCUCCCCAGCUGGAACCCGUCCAACCAUGCAUCGCUUUGCGCAUGGGAUGGCGUCCGCUGCGACGCGGCCAUGCAUGUGGUCCUCGCGCUCGAUUUGUCCAACUUGAACAUCUCCGGCUCCCUCUCCCCGGUGAUCGGAGAGCUGAAAGGCCUUACUUACCUCUCGGUCGCCGGAAACAGCCUCUCCGGUCUGUUCCCGUCCAGUGUCGGGAAGCUCGCGGGCCUCAGGCAUCUCAACGUCUCCAACAACCAGUUCAACGGCACCUUGAGUUGGAGCUUCUCGUACAUGGCGGAACUGGAAGUCUUGGACGCGUACAACAAUGACUUCUUCGGGGCUCUUCCUGUCGGCCUCUCCAAGCUCCCGAAGCUCCGGCAUUUAGACCUCGGAGGGAACUACUUCUCCGGCACGAUCCCCGCGGCCUAUGGAGGUUUCAGGGCUUUGAGCUACCUCUCAGUUGCAGGGAAUGAUCUUGGCGGCUUCAUACCUCCCGAGUUGGGUAAUGUCACCACGCUGAAGCAGCUCUACUUGGGCUACUACAAUGAGUUCGAUGGCGGAAUUCCGGCCGAACUCGGGAGCUUGAUCGAUCUCGUCCAUCUCGACCUCUCGAGCUGUGGGUUGGAGGGGGAGAUCCCACCGGAACUGGGAAAUCUCAAGAAGCUGGACACGCUCUUCCUGCAGACGAAUCAGCUCACCGGCACCAUCCCUCCCCACCUCGGCAACUUGAGCAGCUUGCGGUACCUCGACAUCUCCAACAACGCACUCACCGGCGAGAUCCCGAAGGAGUUCGCGGAGCUGCAUCAGCUCAGCUUGCUGCACAUGUUCAUGAACCGGUUUCAUGGCGAGAUUCCAAGGUUCGUCGCCGAGCUGCCAAAUCUGGAGGUCCUCAAGCUGUGGCAGAACAACUUCACCGGUGCGAUCCCGGCCGAGCUAGGGCGAAAUGGCAGGCUCCGAGAGGUCGAUCUCUCCACCAACAAGCUCACUGGAUCGGUCCCGAGAUUCCUCUGCUAUGGCAGGAAGCUAGAGAUACUGAUCCUGCUCAAAAAUUUCCUCUUCGGUUCACUGCCGGAUGAUCUCGGAGAUUGCACGACGCUCUUGAGGGUCCGCAUGGGGCAGAACUACUUGACUGGGUCUCUUCCAAAGGGUUUCCUCUACCUACCGGAGCUGUCUCUGCUGGAGUUGCAGAACAAUUACCUCACCGGAGCCAUGGCGGAAGAGACCGCCAAGAAGCCUGCGAAGCUCGUCCAAUUGAAUCUCUCCAACAACCGCCUCUCCGGGCCCCUUCCGUCCUCUAUCGGGAACUUCUCGUCGCUGCAGAUGCUUCUUCUCAGCGGCAACCAGUUCACCGGGGAGCUGCCGUCUCAGCUGGGUGUUCUUAAGCAUGUUCUCAAGAUAGACGUGAGCAGGAACAACUUCUCCGGUGGAAUUCCCCCUGAGAUUGGUGAUUGCAUCUCGGUCACGUACUUGGACCUCAGCCAGAACGAGCUCAUCGGACCGAUACCAGCUCGACUAUCUCAAGCUCGAGUGCUGAGCUAUCUAAACCUGUCAUGGAAUCACCUGAGUGAGAGCAUCCCGCAAGAUAUCGGAAGCAUGAAGAGCCUCACUUCUGCAGACUUCUCGCAUAAUGACUUCUCCGGCAGGAUACCGGAAACCGGCCAGUUCGCCUACUUCAAUGCUUCGUCCUUCCUCGCCAACCCCCGGCUCUGUCGAUCAGCUUCAGAUCCAUGCAGCUCAUCAUCCAAAGACCAGCAUCACGGAGUCAAAUCCCAGCUCCCUGGAAAGCUCAAGCUCCUCUUCGCGCUGGGUCUGUUAACAUGCUCCUUAGUCUUCGCAAUCACGGUGGCCAUCAAGACUCAGUCGAUGAUGAAGAGGAACUCCAGGUCAUGGAAGCUGACAGCAUUCCAGAAGCUGGAAUUCACGAGCGAAAACAUCGUCGAGUGCCUCAAAGAGAACUGCGUCAUCGGCAGAGGAGGAGCAGGGAUCGUGUACAGAGGAACGACGCCCAACGGUGAGCAGGUUGCGGUGAAGAGAUUGCUGGGGAUCGGCAAGGGUUCCACGCACGACAACGGAUUGUCUGCAGAGGUGCAGACUCUGGGCAAGAUCAGGCACCGGAACAUCGUGCGCUUGCUCGCCUUCUGCUCGAACAAGGAGACGAACCUACUGGUGUACGAGUACAUGCACAAUGGGAGCUUGGGAGAAGCACUCCACGGGAAGAGAGGUGGGUAUCUGAAUUGGCCAAUGAGACUUCGGAUCGCAACGGAGGCAGCCAGGGGACUGAGCUACCUGCACCACGACUGCUGCCCUCCGAUUCUCCACAGAGAUGUCAAGUCCAACAACAUCUUGCUGGAUUUAGAUUUCGAAGCUCAUGUUGCAGAUUUCGGCCUGGCCAAGUACUUGAGGGACACAGGCGCCUCCGAAUGCAUGUCAGCCAUUGCUGGUUCUUACGGCUACAUUGCGCCAGAGUAUGCAUACACGUUGAAGGUGGAUGAGAAGAGUGAUGUCUACAGCUACGGGGUUGUCCUCUUGGAGCUCAUCACCGGCAAGAGGCCAGUGGGGGACUUGGGAGAGGAAGGACUGGAUAUAGUGCAGUGGGCGAGGAUGAACACCAACUGGCACAAAGAAGGGGUGGUCAACAUCAUGGACCGCAGGCUGAUCGAUGUCCCCAUGGAGGAGGCGAUGCAGGUAUUCUUCGUCGCCAUGCUCUGCGUCCAAGAGCACAGUGUGGAGAGGCCCAAGAUGAGGGAGGUCGUCCAAAUGCUCGAACAGACAAAGCAGUCACACUAUGCUCGGGCACACUGACUUGCCUUGGGCUUCUGUUGACUUGACACUAGUCAUGUUCGUGGCUUCUGGUCAAGAUUGGAGUAGAUUUGUGUGCAUAAUCAUUUACUUUUGUAACACCCCUAAGGAGACAAUUUUCUUUGAGCUCAUUUUUAGUGACGGGACGAAGCAUUUUGCAGCCAAAUGACACUACAGUAU
Molecule: messenger RNA, 3472 nt
Organism: Musa acuminata AAA Group (dessert banana)
Lineage: Eukaryota; Viridiplantae; Streptophyta; Magnoliopsida; Zingiberales; Musaceae
Product: leucine-rich repeat receptor-like serine/threonine-protein kinase BAM3
Exons: 2
Coding region: 359-3295 (978 amino acids)
Biological process (GO): protein phosphorylation
Molecular function (GO): protein kinase activity; ATP binding; protein binding
Source: RefSeq, a predicted model, not a curated record